UACGUUCUAAGUAUUAUUCUUACUAGCACAUUAUUACUCUCAAUUCACUUGACCCCUCAUACUUUGUGCGCUCGUACUUAGUCCGAUACUCGUCCGCCUAGUUACCUAGGCCCCCGGGUUCCAUAACCCAACAUUGGUGCUCUCGUUGAGAGUGUCGAACACAUCAAGCGUGCUCCAAAGGAAAAUGGUUGCGUCAAGGAGAGUUACCAGGUCGUCUACCGCCAAUCUCGGUGGUGGUCUCAGGAUGACCGUAAUAGCGCCGACCGGCCAAAUCUCGGUGGUGGACAUCAGCCUCAAUGAUGUCGCCAGCCAAAAUACCACUGACCUGCGUCAUCGCAUUCCCAAGCGGCGAACGACGAACCCUGGGGGGUCUCAGGCGCCGACGCAGCAGGUGCCCACCCAGGGCGCUGGCGUUCUAACCCAGCCUUCUCCCAACGGGCUUGUGUGUGGGGGAGGUAUGGUGUUGCCCGGUGAUUUCAACUCACCAUUCUUCCAAUUCGGGGAGACCUCUGGUGCGAGGGCCCCAGGUCCAGACCCUAGCGGUUUCUGGGCCAUGAUGAGGGCGAUGAUGCUCAAUCAGCCCAUGACCGGUUUCCACAUGCCGGUCACGAUGCCACAGCCGAUGUUCCAACCUGACGGGCAUCGUGAGGUCCAGCAAAACGUGGCGGAAAGUGUAGAGCUUUUUGCCCAACACCUGAAGAAUCUAAUGAUGGACUCCCGCCUGAAUCCUUUGGCCGGGGGACCCGAGAACAAGGAGUUGAACCGAUCCCAGCAGCGAGACAACGACAAGGGCCCGGAGCGUAGGCCCAACAAGAAGCAAGCCAACCGUCGAGACAAGGAAACGGCGAGCAAACGUCGUGAGCCCUUGAAGGAAGGACAGGGUGAGAGUGAGUCGCACGUAUCCGUGUUCAGCCGGAUGCGAGUGCCGGUCACGGAGCGGCUGUACGGCCGACGGAAUGCCUUCCUGCAGAACGAAGUAGGGAAGAUCAGGACGCCUUGCGAGGAACAGUGUGACCGACACAAAGAGGUCCACCCGGAAAGGCAAAAUUCCCGGGCCGAGCAACCCGUUCAACAUCCGAUUCUGAGAGCGCCGCAAGGGACGCCUAUCGCGAUGGACGGGGACAUGGGCAGACCUGGGGACGAACGCAUCGAUCUCCUCUUGCAAAGACUGGGCGCCCUGGAGAGGAGGAACGGGGCGGGACAGGUUGCCGAACCCAUGUUCAGACUUCGUUCUCCUUUCUCCGAAAGGAUCCUUAGGGCACCACUGCCGAGCAGCUUUCAGAUGCCGCCCGUACCGAGGUAUGACGGGACCACAGAUCCGCAGGAGCAUUUCAACCGAUACCAAACCCUCAUGAACGUGGUGACGUUCUCCGAGGAAGUCCUUUGCAGGUCGUUCCCCGCCACUCUCGACGGGUUGGCAUCUGAGUGGUUCAAUGAGCUGCCUGAGGGGAAGAUCGACUCAUGGGAGGAUUUGGCACGAAGGUUCCUGGUCCAUUUUUCCGGGAACAGGAAGAAUAAAUUACAUUUUUCACAUCUCCUAUCGGUUAGGCAACGACCUGACGAGCCGCUGAGGGAAUUCCUGGCGAGGUGGAAGCUGGAGACCACCAGAGUUUACGGAGCGGAUGACAAAACCAGGUUAUCUACCUUCCAUUUGGUCUUACGCUCAGGUGACUUCUCCAAGCGCCUAGCCUUGGAAAAGCCGAGGGAGUAUUCCAUCGCGCUGGCCAUGGCAGAGGAUGAAGCCGAAGCAGAGGAGCUGGAGGCAAAUAAGAAAAAGGAGGAAGCUAGAAGGCUUGGUUCUAUCGCGACUGCGGUGAAGCCCAUGCCAAGGAAGGUAACCAUCGAUGAGCGACCACAUUUGCCAGUCGGACACCGCUUCCGGAAGGGCAGAGACCCUCGUGACCGGCGAUCGCACGGGAAGGACAUAUAUGAAGAAGGAGGCGAGGACAGGAGACCUUAUCCUCCCAGAGGUCCCAAGUUGUUGUUCCCUGAUGAGCUCACGCCGCUUACACAUCCCGUAAGCACCAUCCUAGAUUUCGCCGAGCAUCAGGGCUUGGUGGAGUACGAUCCGCGAUUCCCCCCGAUUUGCACUGUCGGAGAGGGCCCUUACUGCAGGUUCCACAGAGCGGCCGGUCAUGACACAGACGCGUGUAAGGUCCUCAAGAGGGAGAUCGAGAACCUGAUCCAGGCAGGAUAUCUGCGACAAUUCGUCAAGAAGAAGAACACAUGGCGCAAGGAUGAUGGGAAGAAGAACGGAGACAACCGAGGGAAGAAACCGUCGGGAACUCAGCAGAAGAAGAGGAAGGAGAUAGGUCUCCCGAGCGAUGAAGAAGAAGAAGACAACCCUAGACAGAAGGGGGUCGAGGAGAAUAGGAUGAUCUACGGUGGCAACAUCGGAGGGGAUAGUGCCGAGCAAAUAAAGAAGUGGGUACACUCGGCCUACGUCGGAGAUGUUUUCAGCGCACCUGGACCGUCGAAAAUCACGAAGACAGAGCCCCUCCUGUUUGGUCCCAAGGACCUGCCUGAGAUUCCAUCGCCCCACAGAGACGCCUUGGUCGUCAGGUGUGAGAUCAACGAGGUGGUAAUCCACCGAUCCUACGUUGACAAUGGGAGCUCGGUGAACAUCAUGUAUGUAAGGACAUUUGAGGAGCUGGGAUUGAAGAAGGAACUCUUGAAGAGAGUAAGGACUCCCUUGUCCGGAUUCACAGGGGACAUCAUCGAUUCAGAAGGCCUGGUCGAGGUGAUGGUCACCUUCGGUGAUGGAGAACACAAGAGGACGAUCCCGGUCGAAUUUUUGGUGGUACGACUUCUGGGAUCCCAUAAUCUGAUCUUGGGUCGGCCUGCACUGGAAGAUCUCGACUCCGUGACAUCGGUGAAGUAUUUGAGCAUGAAAGUCCCUACCGAUUCAGGAGUAGGGGUGUGCAGAGGAAACCAGAAACUCGCCCGACUCUGCUACCAGAAGCAAACCAAGAAGAUGGACGCCCAGGAUCUCAAGGUGGACAGUAUUGCCACGACACUUUUGAAGGAAGAAGAAGGACGUCCCCGAGCCGAGCCAGCCGAAGAUACAGAAGAUGUGGUGAUCAUGGAGGAGCAGCAGGAGAAGAAGAUCAAGCUCGGUAUUAACAUUAGUGCCAAACUUCGAUCAAAAAUCAUACAGGUACUCAUGGAGAAUUUUGUGAUCUUUGCAUGGAGUGUCGAGGAUAUGCUGGGAGUUAGCAAAUCCUUGAUCACCCACCGCCUCGCGGUCGGAUCGGAGGCAGAGCCCGUAAAGCAGAGAAGGCGGCACUUGAGCAAAGACCGGAGAGAUUUCGUGAAGAAGGAGGUGGACAUGCUCCAAGCAGCCGGGCAUGUCAAGGAGAUCAAAUACCCCACCUGGCUGGCCAACCGCAGUGCUGGGGGACUCUUUCUUCAUCAGACUCAGUUUGCCCACGAGAUUCUAGAGCGGGCUGGCAUGCUUCACUGUAAGCCUAUCUCCACACCUGUGGACACCAAGGCAAAGCUGUCCGCGACGUCCGGCACUCCUCUUCCGGAUCCCACUAUCUACAGAUCCAUUGUCGGCGCUCUACACGCACCCGGACCGUCGAAAAUCACGAAGACAGAGCCCCUCCUGUUUGGUCCCAAGGACCUGCCUGAGAUUCCAUCGCCCCACAGAGACGCCUUGGUCGUCAGGUGUGAGAUCAACGAGGUGGUAAUCCACCGAUCCUACGUUGACAAUGGGAGCUCGGUAAACAUCAUGUAUGUAAGGACAUUUGAGGAGCUGGGAUUGAAGAAGGAACUCUUGAAGAGAGUAAGGACUCCUUUGUCCGGAUUCACAGGGGACAUCAUCGAUUCAGAAGGCCUGGUCGAGGUGAUGGUCACCUUCGGCGAUGGAGAACACAAGAGGACGAUCCCGGUCGAAUUCUUGGUGGUACGACUUCUGGGAUCCCCUAAUCUGAUCUUGGGUCGGCCUGCACUGGAAGAUUUCGACUCCGUGACAUCGGUGAAAUAUUUGAGCAUGAAAUUCCCUACCGAUUCAGGAGUAGGGGUGUGCAGAGGAAACCACAAACUCGCCCGACUCUGCUACCAGAAGCAAACCAAGAAGAUGGACGCCCAGGAUCUCAGGGUGGACAGUAUUGCCACGGCACUUUUGAAGGAAGAAGAAGGACGUCCCCGAGCCGAGCCAGCCGAAGAUACAGAAGAUGUGGUGAUCAUGGAGGAGCAGCAGGAGAAGAAGAUCAAGCUCGGUAUUAACAUUAGUGCCGAACUUCGAUUGAAAAUCAUACAGGUACUCAGGGAGAAUUUUGUGAUCUUUGCAUGGAGUGUCGAGGAUAUGCCGGGAGUCAGCAAAUCCCUGAUCACCCAUCGCCUCGCGGUCGGACCGGACGCAGAGCCCGUAAAGCAUAGAAGGCGGAACUUGAGCAAAGACCGGAGAGAUUUCGUAAAGAAGGAGGUGGACAUGCUCCAAGCAGCAGGGCAUGCCGAGUAUGUUAGGAUCAGGUGCGAUUCGCGCCUGGUCGUCAGUCAAAUCAAAGGGGAGUUCGAUACCAAGGAGGAACGGAUGCGUCUAUACAAGGAGGCGGCCUUGGAAUUGCUCAAAAUCCUUAAGGGUUACGAGCUCGUGCAGAUCCCGAGGGCGGAAAACACAGAGGCCGACGUCGUCUCCAAACUGAGCAACGACAGUCCCGAGCACAUCUCCAAGAUGGCUCACAUUGAAGACCUGGGGUCUCCAAGCAUUCACGUUCUGUUCAUUUCUGUCGUCACCAAGGAGGCCAGCGGGUGGAUCGCGGAAUUGAUCCGGUAUAAGAAGGAUGGAAUCCUCCCCAGUGACGAGACGGCGGCCCGUCUGAUCAAACGGAGGGCGCCGACGUAUGUCAUUGAGAAUGGCCGACUGUACAAGAGAUCGUACAACGGCACAUUGCUGAGGUGUGUUGAUGAAACCAAAGCGGGGCAGAUCAUGGAGGAGGUCCACGAAGGAAUAUGCGCGGCACAUCAAGGUCCUUUCUCCAUGGCCAGACGCAUUGUCCUGCAGGGAUACUUCUGGCCGACCAUGGUAAAGGACUGUGCCAAGCGCGCCAAGCGUUGCAAAGUAUGCCAAGUUUUCCAAAACAUUCUGGGGAGGCUAGGAACCAGCUAUCAUCCCAUCAGCUCAUCAAUUCCUUUUGCUCAUUGGGGGAUAGAUUUGAUCGGACUGAUGCCAAGGGCACCCGGUCAUUUCCGCUGGAUCAUUGUGGCCAUCGAUUACUUCACGAAGUGGAUCGAGGCCGAGGCUUUAGUUGGAGGAACCUCAGAACAAUGCUCAAAGUUUGUGAGCAACAACAUACUCUGUCGGUAUGGUGUCCCAAAGCAGAUCACUACAGACAACGGAACCCAAUUCGAAGCUGGAGAUUUCAAUGAACUUUUGGGAGAUUGGAAGAUAAGGCACACCUACAGCUCUAUGGCAUACCCGCAAGGGAACGGCCAAGUAGAGAACGCCAAUCGAACAAUCAUGGACGGGAUCAAGAAGAGGCUUGAAUCCUACAAGGGAGCGUGGGUCGAUCAACUCCCCAACGUGCUAUGGGCAUACCGUACCACUCCAAGGAGGGCGACUGGAGAAACGCCGUUUUCCAUGUGCUACGGCCUGGAAGCAAGGGCACCCUCGGAGGUGUUCAUCCCAACAUGGAGAGAGGAAAAUUAUGAAGCCAAGGAGAACGAGGAAGCCAUGGCGGCCGAUCUUAAUUUCGUUGAAGAACGCCGAGAGCAAGCUUUCCUCAAAGCAGAGAACUACCGAAGGCAAGUUAAAGAAUAUUACGACCGCAAGGUCAGAGAAAGGGAGUACCAAGUAGGGGACUUGGUACUCAGGAAAAGGGAGGCCAGUCAGCCUACAGAGCGGGGAAAGUUUGCCAAAAGCUACGAAGGACCAUACAAGGUCAUAACUGUGCUCAGGCCAGGCACCUACAAGCUCUCCACGCUUAAAGGUCGCGAACUCGGCAGGCACUGGAACACGCACAAUCUCAUUUCUUUUUACAUGUAAGGCGCUGAGAACUGUAACCAGUCGGCCUCGGUAGCUAAAAAAAAUCUUCUACUUAAUGAAAUACUCGCUUCCACGCGAAUUCUGUUGUUUUGCUUUACGCAAUUUAAAGACGCUGCUUAGCGCUAUCGGGCUCCCACGCCACGAUUUUUUAUGGCCUCACGCGGUCUUUCGCUAUACGCGAACUAAGUCCCUUU
This is a messenger RNA of Cuscuta campestris, 6183 nucleotides long. NCBI's taxonomy places the organism in Eukaryota, Viridiplantae, Streptophyta, Magnoliopsida, Solanales, Convolvulaceae. The record is from the annotation of a GenBank genome assembly.